AAAAUACUACCUGCUGUUUCAUUUUCUUCCUGUUCUGACUAUGGUGCUGCACAGCACUCAAUAAAGAGCUCACCACAUCCUCAUGAUUUUUUUCUUGUAUCUCCACAGCAGUGAUGGUAUAUACAUUUGUGAAAUGAGUGACUCAGAUGACGAUACCCCCCGACUUUCUGCCCACACCUUGGCAGCUCUCCAGGAAUUUUUUGCUGAGCAGAAGCAGCACUCAGACCCAAGUGAGGAUGGUAAAUAUAAUGUUGGAGUAAUAGAAGAAAACUGGCAGCUGAGCCAGUUUUGGUACAGCCGGGAAACUGCCUUGCGACUUGCACAGGAAGCAGUGACUGCUGCAGGGGACAGUGGCAGAAUAGCAUGUGUCAGUGCCCCCAGCGUUUACCAGGCACUCAGAGAGCUGCAUGGAGACCGCAUCUCUGUAUCCAUCUUUGAAUAUGACAGGAGAUUUGCCAUGUAUGGAGAGGAAUUUGUCUUCUAUGAUUACAACAAUCCACUGGAUUUUCCUGACAACAUCACUGCACAUAGUUUUGACAUUGUAAUAGCAGAUCCUCCUUACCUUUCUGAAGAAUGUCUCAGAAAGACUUCAGAAACAAUCAAAUACCUGACCCGAGGCAAGAUUCUUCUGUGCACAGGUGCCGUCAUGGAAGCGCCCGCAGCACAGCUCCUGGGAGUGAGGAUGUGUGCGUUUGUCCCCAAACACACCCGAAACCUGGCAAAUGAGUUUCGCUGUUACGUGAACUAUGAUUCUGCGCUGGAGUGUGGAACCUAAGUACAGUUUGUGAUGUAAUACAAUAAAGGGCCCUGGGUGACAGUUCCAUUUCCUUCUUUGUAUUUUCUUUUGAUUGAAAAUUUAUAAUCUUUCCUACCCACCUCCAAAUAGCCAUUUGACUUAAUUUUCUUUCCUUAUUUUUUUUUUAAAUUUUCAAAAUAAAAGGUACAGCUUAUUAUUCUUU
This is a messenger RNA of Octodon degus (degu), 959 nucleotides long. RefSeq names its product EEF1A lysine methyltransferase 1 (gene Eef1akmt1). NCBI's taxonomy places the organism in Eukaryota, Metazoa, Chordata, Mammalia, Rodentia, Octodontidae. Gene Ontology annotation, molecular function: protein-lysine N-methyltransferase activity; nucleic acid binding. The record is from RefSeq and is a predicted model, not a curated record. The transcript is spliced from 5 exons. Gene Ontology annotation, biological process: methylation. The coding region runs from base 83 to 775 and encodes 230 amino acids.